AUGGUUCGCGGAGAGGUUUCCCAGACCAAGGUCACUUACAAGAUCGCCAACAGCGAGUUCAGCGUUCUCGUUGAGGACCCCGAGACCUACAAGAAGUGGCAGGACGACAAGAGCGUUCCCCUCGCCCACUUCAUCUCCGCCUUCAAGAUCUUCAUCGGCAACAGCCAUCUGGACACCGCCUCCAAGCAGGAGCUUGAGAACGCCUUUGGCAGCGAGGACGAGGACAAGGUCAUCAAGCAGAUCCUUGAGAAGGGUGACGCCCAGCCCUACGAGAUGGCCGGCCGCCAGGGACCGAAGAAUGACUCCAAGGGCCCCAUGGCCGCUCACUAG
Messenger RNA from Verticillium alfalfae VaMs.102, 330 nucleotides. RefSeq lists its product as hypothetical. Bases 1 to 330 code for a protein of 109 amino acids. The transcript is spliced from 2 exons. Lineage: Eukaryota; Fungi; Ascomycota; Sordariomycetes; Glomerellales; Plectosphaerellaceae. The record is from RefSeq and is a predicted model, not a curated record.